AGAAAUGAAAAAAAAAGAAGAGGAUACAAGCUGCAUACUCAGGACGGUUGGGACAUGGGCAUGGCGGGCAGCUCUUCUUGCUACAGAGUAAGGCGUGUUCAAUAAAUCUUUUACCCAGGAUACUGCAGACAACUGGUUCCAAAGUUCAAGGGUAAGAAUUACCUGGAACACAGAGUGGAGUGGGGAGCCAGAAGAGGACGAGUAAAAGAGAAGUGUCAAGGUGAUUCAUUUGAGAAAUUAUAAAGAAAUCAGUCAUUGGUGUCGACAGGAAUAAACACAAACAAGACAAAAUAUGGCCGACAGCACGAGUCCAAAAAGCAACUCUGGUGACUUUGCUAAAAAAGUCCAGCGACAGCUGAGCAGGAGCAAAGAGAAGGUGCUGCAAAGGCUGGGAAAGACUGUGGAGACCAGAGACGACCAGUUUGAAGUCUUUCUGCAGCAGUUUAAUGACCAGCAGACUGAUGGGAACCGGAUGUACAAGGACCUGAGGAACUACAUCAACGCAGUCAGAGACAUGCGUGAAGCGUCGAGGCGCCUUUCCCAGUCUCUGUUUGACGCCUAUGAAAGCGACUGGGCCGGCGAGGAAGACUUGGGAGCCAUUGUGGAGGGGGAGGAUCUCCUGUGGAAUGACUACGAGGUGAAGCUAUUAGACCAGGCCGUACGCACCAUGGAGUCCUAUGUGAGCCAAUUCCCAGAUGUCAGGGAGAAAGUUGCCAAGAGGGGAAGAAAACUAGUUGACUACGACUCUUCCCGUCACCACCUGGAGGCACUGCAGACUGCCAAGAAGAAGGAUGAUAUCAAGAUAAACAAGGCAGAGGAAGAGGUGAAUUAUACUAAAAGUGUCUAUGAAGGCAUCAACAAUGAGCUAAAAGAGGAGCUGCCUCUGCUCUAUGACAGCCGCAUUGGAUGCUACGUGGCUGUCUUCUCAGCCAUGUCAAAUUUACGAGACAUCUUCUAUAAAGAAAUGAGCACGCUCAAUCGUGAUCUGCAGAGUGUGGUAAAGGAGCUGCAGGCUCAGCACCCAGACAAAGUGUUUGCUGUGAGGGGAGUUCAACCCUAUGGCUCCCUGAGGAGACGAACUCUGAUGUCCCCCAGAGCCUGGAAAGCCAGCUUUUCUGAGUUUCACAAGAGCUACAAUCCUAAACCCAGCCAGAGGUUUAGCCUCAGGUCCCCAGACAAACCUCGCCGCGGUACUCUGUCCAGGGAGAGCAGCACCCUUGCAGUCUCCUUGCAGUCGCCAACUCUGGAGACCCCCGAGCCCAGCGAGCUGGACGCCGAGUCGAGCCACAGUGAGACCAGCAGCUCUCUCGCGCGAGAGGACGGUGCGGUGGGGAUGGAUGGAAACAAACUGAAGACAGGAGAAGACAGCAGUGAGGUGGAAGAAGGGAAGGGCGUGAAAGAAGAGGAGUCAGAACCAAAGCCUCCAGCAGAGUCUGACAAGGGAGACGGUGAGAAAGGUCCUGGAAGUGAGAGCAGCUCUGAACUGAACAACUCAUGUGAUUCAGAGAGUUUGGAUCUCCAGCUGUCUGCUGCAGACAACAGCCCACUGCACAUCGAAGAAAGAGAAGACAGUCCAGUUACCGUCAGCUCUCCUAAAUCUAAUGGACUGAAGAAUGGUGAAGUUUCUGGGUUUAACUCUGACACUAAGGAUGCUCCUGCAGACAAACAGGCGUCCCUGGACUCCAAAAGCACAGAUGUUUAAAGUUUUCACACUUUAACAUAAGAUCUGUGUUUGCCAGAGCAGAAUAGCACAGAGGAGAUUGAAGUCAACAGCUGCACAAGAGAAAAAAUGUGGAGACAGUCACACUCAAACGUCCAACUGGUGUCAUGAAAGAUGUUCUGUGCGUUGACUUGUUGCUGUUAGUUUUCUUAUUUAUCUUUUAUUGAAAUCAAUUGUAAAUACAGUGUCUUUUUUUGUAACAGCUUGGUUUCAUUUUUGAAAAGUAUCCUCACCCAUUACAUUAUAUCCUGUACCUGACAGGUACAUUUUAAAUUCAGAGCAGUUAUUUUUUGUGUCCAUGCACGAUUAGGUUUACAUUGUUAGAAAACUUACCAGCUGACUACAACAUGGUCACUGUACAAAGAUGUACUGUGCUGUGGUCUCAGUUUCAUGAGGAACAGAGCUAAACUCCAGGCUCAUGUUGCCACUGACCAGAGGACUAAGACUAAACAGAAGUUUCUGUGAUUUUCUUGUAUUUUCUUUUCACUUUUUUGAAUGUAUUUUUUAUUUUAUCCAGUUUUCAUGGCAGGGAUUCACUUAAACUUCAUUUUCCAUUUUAUUUUGAAUUAAAUACUCGAUCUUCUCUACUCACAAAAUGGGAAUCUAUUAAAUCAUCAUCUCCUUUCACUCAAGUUAUUAGUCAACAGUUUAUUUAAUUUCAGUUCUUUGACAGAUAUGCACAUCUACAGAAAAGAUACAUGGGAAUUAUUUUGAAAUUUGUACACAAAAAUAAUAAAAACGCAUUUGAUUAAAACUUAA
Lates calcarifer (barramundi perch) is the source of this 2479-nucleotide messenger RNA. It is a transcript of the gene bin2a, whose product is annotated as bridging integrator 2a. Gene Ontology annotation, cellular component: plasma membrane; podosome; cytoplasm. The coding region runs from base 293 to 1702 and encodes 469 amino acids. Lineage: Eukaryota; Metazoa; Chordata; Actinopteri; Centropomidae. Gene Ontology annotation, molecular function: protein binding; phospholipid binding. The record is from RefSeq and is a predicted model, not a curated record. The transcript has 13 exons. Gene Ontology annotation, biological process: plasma membrane tubulation; phagocytosis, engulfment; podosome assembly.